Messenger RNA from Mustela lutreola (European mink), 2720 nucleotides. It is a transcript of the gene MAD1L1, whose product is annotated as mitotic arrest deficient 1 like 1. Gene Ontology annotation, cellular component: mitotic spindle; nuclear envelope; kinetochore. The transcript has 18 exons. The record is from RefSeq and is a predicted model, not a curated record. The coding region runs from base 253 to 2406 and encodes 717 amino acids. Gene Ontology annotation, biological process: attachment of mitotic spindle microtubules to kinetochore; mitotic spindle assembly checkpoint signaling. NCBI's taxonomy places the organism in Eukaryota, Metazoa, Chordata, Mammalia, Carnivora, Mustelidae.
UGAGAGUCCUCCGGGCGAGGUCUCCCGGGGGCCGGCGGCUCCGGGGCGCUCACGGGGCUCCCAGGACUCAGUGGUGCGCGGACCUGGGUCUUUACGGCGCGUCCUGCCCAAGUCUCGCGAGAGCACGGCGGCAGGUCUCGCGAUUCGCGGGCGCGGGCGCCGAGGAGGGAGAUCUGAGCGGCGGCGGCGAUCGCCCGGGUCUGAGGUUAGCUCCCUGGCGCCGGGGUCCACGGUGGGCGCAGCAAAGUGGCCAUGGAUGACCUGGGGGAAAACACCACUGUGCUGUCCACGCUGCGGUCUUUGAACAACUUCAUCUCUCAGCGGGUGGAGGCUGGGUCUGGCCUGGAUGCUGUCACCUCCGCCCCAGGUUCUCUGCAGACACAGUAUCAGCAGAGCAUGCAGCUGGAGGAACGAGCGGAGCGGAUCCGUUCCAAGUCCCAGGUGGUCCAGGUGGAGCGGGAGAAGAUGCAGAUGGAGCUGAGCCACAAGAGAGCACGAGUGGAGCUGGAGCGGGCGGCCAGCACCAGUGCCAGGUGCUACGAGCGCGAGGUGGACCGCAACCAGGAGCUGUUGACGCGCAUUCGGCAGCUGCAGGAGCGGGAGGCUGAGGCGGAGGAGAAGAUGAAGGAGCAGCUGGAGCGCCAUAGGCUGUGUGAGCAGAGCCUGGCCACUGCCGGCCAGAAGCUGCGGGAGAAGGAGGACGGCCUUGCUGCGGCCAGGGAGACCAUCAGCACGCUGAAUGGGAGGGUCUCCGAGUUGCAGUGGAGCGUGAUGAACCAGGAGAUGCAGGUGAAGAGCCUGGAGUCUGAGAAGCAAGAGCUCAAGGAGCAGCUGGCCUUGCAGCACAAGAAAUGUCAGGAGGCUAAUCAGAAGGUUCAGGAGCUCCAGGCCAGCCAGGAAGCCAGGGCCGACCAGGAGCAGAGGAUCAGGGAUCUGGAACAGAAGCUGUCCCUGCAGGAACAGGAUGCCACAGUCGUGAAGAAUAUGAAGUCGGAGCUGGUGCGGCUGCCCAAGCUGGAGAGGGAGCUGAAGCAGCUGCGGGAGGAGAGCGCCUACCUGCGGGAGAUGCGGGAGACCAACGGGCUGCUCCGGGAGGAGCUGGAGGGGCUGCGGCGGCGGCUGGGACGCCAGGAGAAGCUGCAGGAAAGUCUGGUCGUCCUGCAGCUGGAGAAGGAGAAGCUGCUGGCAAAACUGCAGAGCUGGGAGCGGCUGGAGCAGACCACGGGCUUGAGCAUCAGAACCCCGGAAGACCUGUCCAGGUUUGUUGUUGAGCUGCAGCAGCGGGAGCUGGCCUUGCAGGACCGGAACAACACCAUCACCACCAGCGCCCGCGGGCUGGAGAAGGCUCGGCAGCAGCUCCAGGAGGAGGUCCGCCAGGUCAGCAGCCAGCUGCUGGAGGAGAGGAAGAAGCGGGAGACGCAGGAGGCCUUGGCGCGGAGACUCCAGAAGCGGGUCCUGCUGCUGACGAAGGAGCGGGACGGCAUGCGCGCCAUCCUGGGUUCCUACGACAGUGAGCUGACUGCAGCCGAGUACUCGCCCCAGCUGACGCGUCGCAUGCGUGAGGCCGAGGACAUGGUGCAGAAAGUGCACGCGCACAAUUCGGAGAUGGAGGCUCAGCUGUCACAGGCCCUGGAGGAGCUGGGAGGCCAGAAGCAACGAGCAGACAUGCUGGAGAUGGAGGUGAAGAUGCUGCAGUCCCAGACCAGUGCUGCAGAGCAGAGCUUCCCGCUGUCCAGGGAGGAGGCCAGCUCACUCCGGUUGAAGAUUGAGGAACUGGAAGGGGAGCGCAGUCGUCUGGAAGAAGACAAGAAGAUGCUGGAAAUGCAGCUCGAGCGGUUCACCCUGCAGGGUGGCUACGACCAGAGCAGGACCAAAGUGCUGCACAUGAGCAUGAACCCGGCCAGCGCGGCCAAGCAGCGGCUCCGCAAGGACCAGGCCCGGCUGCAGGAGGAGUGUGAGCAGCUGCGGGAGCUCGUGCGCGCCCUGGAGCGAGGCGGCCCUGUCCCCGCUGACCUGGAGGCUGCCGCAAGUCUGCCUUCGUCCAAGGAACUAACAGAGCUGAGGAAGCAGGUGGAGAGCGCCGAGUUGAAGAACCAGCGGCUCAAGGAGGUCUUUCAGACUAAGAUCCAGGAGUUCCGGAAAGUCUGCUAUGCGCUCACUGGCUACCAGAUUGACAUCACGACAGAGAACCAGUACCGGCUGACGUCCAUGUACGCCGAGCACAAAGCCGACUGCCUCAUCUUCAAGGCCACGGGACCGUCGGGCGCCAAGAUGCAGCUGCUGGAGACGGCGUUCUCGAGCUCUGUGCAGGAGCUCAUCGAGCUGCACCUGCUGCGGCAAGACAGCAUCCCGGCCUUCCUCAGUGCCCUCACCCUCGACCUCUUCAGCCGCCAGACCGUGGCCUAGCCUGCGCCCAACGCCCGGCGGCAGCUGACCAGUCAGCUCCACGGGGGAGGCAGGCAGCCACUCCCCCGACGCCCCCAGUCCAGCUCCGGGGCCACACACUGGCCCUCCUCCCAGGAGCCCUGUGGGUGUCCCCUGGAGCCAGCGGGUGGCCGAGCUGCCAGAGAGACAGAGGAAUCCACCCUCCCCCACCCCCAGUACGUGCGCUGUGGCAGGUCCAGAUGAGGCCUGGGGGCCGUGUGGUCUCCCCUCCCCAGUGUGGGCUGCUGGCCGACAUCCCUGCUCCUCAUGAAAUAAAUUUUGCUCCUUGGCCACCC